AUGGAGUCCGGGGACGAUUCCAAGAUGACUGCUCUUCUUCUGGAGCCCAUUCUCAGAGGAGGGGACACCAUGAGCAGGUCCAAGUGGUCCUUCCUGAUCCUCGUCGUCUUCUUCUCCGCUUACAGGCCAGUAGCCGGCGGCACGCUGACAGAUCUGGAGUUCGAGCGGAGCCCCAAAACCAUCAUCUCCUCGCUGGGCAAACCUAUCACAAUGCACUGCACCCUGAAGGGCACGGGGGGCGAGGAAGAGGACCCCCCCGACGUGCUCUGGCUGAGGGAUGCUGUGCCGCUCCAGUACGCCGACACCAACCAGUUUCAAGUCCACACCGGCGGCAACAGCUGGACGAUCAUGAGCACGCUCAGUAUUGAGAAGGUCCAGCUCCCCGACAUGGGCGUCUAUCGAUGUGCUGUUCUAUCCGAAAGCCACCAGACCAUGUCUGAGGAGGGGAGCCUUCAGCUGGAGGGCCUUCCUCAUUUCUCCGUGGAGCCCCAGCACAUGUCGAUAGUGGCCAACGUCUCCCUGAGCCUGAGCUGUGUGGCCCACGGACCUCCAGAGCCGGUCAGAGUCAUCUGGCUGCAGGACGGCGCUCCUCUCAACUCCCUGAAGGACGCGAUGGCUCUGUCGCCCUCCACGAUCAACCUCACAGGUUUGAACCGGACCAGCACCUUUUCUUGUGAGGCCCAUAACCGCAAAGGAGUGGCCACCUCUGGAUCUGGAACCAUCACUGUUCUCCCGUCCCAGCCUCAGAACCUGAGAGCCGUGGAGAUCACACCGACCAGUCUCCGUUUAGCAUGGCAGCCCGCUUUUGGAGGCGACUACCCGAUAAUCCGCUGCACUGUUCAGGCCAAACAUUCGGUGGAGUCCUCCACGGCAGGCCCAGAUAAGAUGAUCCACAACCAGAAUGUGAACGUCCCACCAGCCACGCACUUCAUCGGGGAGCUGGAGCCCCACAGCCUCUACGCUGUCAGGGUGGCCUGCCACAGCAGCCAGGGCCCGUCUGACUGGUCGCCCUGGGUGGAGCUACGCACCAAAGAAGGAGUGCCAGAGAACCCACCGGUCAACGUGAGCGCGGCGCUGAACGGGACAGAGGUGCUGUUGACGUGGGAGGGGCCUCCGGGGAGGCUGAAUGGAGAACUCCAGGGCUACCUGGUGGAGUACAGCACACCUGCCACACAUCAGCUUACUGUGGACACCGCCCUGGACACCGAGCUGUCAAUCAACCUGUCCGUCCCCCUUUCCAAUGUGUCUAUUCGAGUGUGCGCCUAUACAGGGGCAGGGCAAGGACCCUGGACCCCCACACAGACCCUGACUCUUAUUGCACCCGAAAUGGAGGAAUUUAGAGGUCCGUCAUCGCCCCCGGCCUUUUCCUGGCACUGGUGGUAUGUGGUGAUGGCCGUCGCCGGCGCCAUGUCCAUAGCUGUGCUCAUGGGUGUUUACGUGGCCAAGCUGCGGCGCAAGGAGACGCGAUUUGGGGAGGCGUUCGAGCCCAUGAUGGAGAGCGGAGAGCUGGUGGUCAGGUACCGCGCUCGCCGCACCUACAGCCGAAGGACCACGGAAGCGACACUGAACAGCCUGGGCAUCAGUGACGAGCUGAAGCAGAAGCUCCAAGAUGUGAUGGUGGACAGACACAAACUAACCCUGGGGAAGACGCUGGGAGAAGGGGAGUUUGGCUCUGUGAUGGAGGGGCUGCUGACUCAGGAGGAGGCUGCUCUCAAAGUUGCUGUGAAGACUAUGAAGAUUGCCAUCUGUACCCGCUCAGAGAUGGAAGACUUUCUCCGCGAGGCCGCCUGCAUGAAAGAGUUUGACCAUCCCAACGUCAUGAGGCUGCUGGGUGUGUGUCUGCAGACUGUGGAGAGUGAAGGUUACCCCUCCCCCGUGGUCAUCCUGCCCUAUAUGAAACACGGAGACCUGCACAGCUAUCUGCUCUACUCAAGGCUGGGAGACUGUCCUGUGUACCUCCCGUCUCAAAUGCUGGUAAAGUUCAUGACCGAUAUUGCCCGAGGGAUGGAGUACCUCAGCAGCAAGAACUUCAUCCACAGAGACCUCGCCGCUCGCAACUGCAUGCUGAACGAGAACAUGAAUGUCUGUGUGGCCGACUUUGGCCUCUCCAAGAAGAUCUACAACGGGGAUUACUACAGGCAGGGCCGGAUCUCAAAGAUGCCCGUCAAAUGGAUCGCGAUCGAAAGCUUGGCUGACCGCGUCUACACCACCAAGAGUGACGUGUGGUCGUUUGGAGUCACCAUGUGGGAGAUCGCCACGCGGGGCCAGACUCCGUACCCCGGCGUGGAAAACAGUGAGAUUUAUGAUUACUUGAGACAAGGAAACCGUCUCAAACAGCCUCCGGACUGUCUGGACAACAUCUACGCCCUGAUGUUCUCCUGCUGGCUGCUGAGCCCCAAGGACCGCCCCUCAUUCGAGUGCAUGCGCUGCGAGCUGGAAAAGGCCCUCGGGGAUCUGCCGGACACUCAGGACCCCGACGAGAUCCUGUACGUCAACAUGGACGAGUCCUCCAUGGAGCUCGGGGCCGUCGGUGGCCGCGACCUCGUCAGCGGGCCUUCCCCUCUCUGCCUGAAGGGCCUGGACUCUGUAACCACCGUGGAGGUCCACCACCCCAACCGUUACGUCCUCUGUCCGCAGCACGAGACCAACCGAGCCCUCUCGGACUCCCUGGAGAGCCUGGACAUGCUGGUGUCGUCCUCCACGGCCACGCUGCCUCUACAACCAUCCUGCCGAUCCACUCCCAACCUCACGCCAGCUCCCACCCCGACCGUGGAGCUGCUGGAGGACAGGGAGGCGUCCAGGAAAAUACUCUGGCAGUGAUGGCUCCACCCUUUUAAAAACAUGACUCGCCAAAGUGUGCGGCCCUUUAACCCCAGUCCAAGAACCGAGAUCCAGCCUCUUGCUACUGACUGUAAGAAACCCUAAUGUGCCCCGACAUACAGAUAUUUGCACAAAUGCACACACAGCCGAAGGCGUUCCAAGGAAGUGAAGGAUCGGGAUUAUUUCCUCUGAAAUUAGCACAUUUUCUAAGUGGGUGAAAAAGUAAAUCCCAGUGGGUGAUCAGGUUUAGAGCACACAUUGUAGCCCACGAACACUGCAGCACAAUCAGAGAAACGCAUUCCCCGUCGCGAUAGCAAUAAACAAGCCGAUCUGCGCGGCUACCCGUGUACAGCAGACCGACCUCCUCCGUGUGAUUAAGCUACAACACGUCCCUGUAAAACCAGCUCGGACACUGCCAUGCUGAACACACUCAGAGGCCUGAAUGCUAAUAUUAUUUUUUUAAAUAAGUAAUAACAAGAGAAUUAAAAGUGACCAACAUUUACUGGUCAAACAAAGAGGGACAGAGGUACUGGUGGAGGUACUGGUCAAACAAAGAGUACGAACAAUCAGAGGCAGGUGGAUGGACUGAUGGACGGUACAGACAUGACGGAGUAACCCCAGUCAAAUGGCAGGAUAAGCUCCACGCCUUUGCUUUUGGUUCAAGCACAGUGUUAUUACACAUUUUGUAAUUUCUUUUUAAUGCUGAUUAUGUUUUGUAUUUCUACAACUUGCACUAAUGUUUUUUUAUAUCUUUGUAUGUUUGUUUGUAAUUUGUAUAUCUUUUAUGCUUUUUUUUCUCCUCCAUUUUAUGUUAUAAAUACUUUCUGUUCAGUCGACCUGUGGACGCCUCUCAUGAAAUCAGUUCACACGGAACAUUCACUUGCAUUUAUUCAGAGAAUAAAACGUCCAGUUCUCCGUAAGUGAGAGAAACGUCUGGGAGGCCGAGGAACGUGAUGAACCUCGUCGCCUGACGUCGUCCUGCCACUCUCUCUUAUUCUGGGCUGUUUGUCUUUCUCCAGGUUUAGCCCUGUACAUAGAUGUUUGUCACCA
This is a messenger RNA of Cyclopterus lumpus (lumpfish), 3870 nucleotides long. RefSeq names its product tyrosine-protein kinase receptor UFO. The record is from RefSeq and is a predicted model, not a curated record. Lineage: Eukaryota; Metazoa; Chordata; Actinopteri; Perciformes; Cyclopteridae. Gene Ontology annotation, biological process: platelet activation; positive regulation of kinase activity; phagocytosis. Bases 1 to 2820 code for a protein of 939 amino acids. The transcript has 20 exons. Gene Ontology annotation, cellular component: signaling receptor complex. Gene Ontology annotation, molecular function: transmembrane receptor protein tyrosine kinase activity; ATP binding; protein binding.